This is a messenger RNA of Dracunculus medinensis (Guinea worm), 711 nucleotides long. The record is from the annotation of a GenBank genome assembly. Lineage: Eukaryota; Metazoa; Nematoda; Chromadorea; Rhabditida; Dracunculidae.
AUGAUAAACUGUUUAUUUAUUGUAAAUAUUUUUAGUGAACGAGAAGAAAAAGAAAAACGGUUAUCAUCUAGUGAUAUGCUUUUAUCACAUUUAUCAUCAACUUACCAUCAAGAAAAAAGUUCAAGCGCGAAGCAGCAAAAUUUGAUUAUCAACAAACAAAAGAGUUGUUCAGAAGGAAAUAGAGUAAUUGAAUUAGGAGACACAAAGAUGGAAUGUGUACCACUUUUACGUGUUGUUUGUGAUGCCGAUACGAAUGAGGAGGAGGAUGAGGAAGAAAAAAAGGAACAAGAUUAUGAAAAUUAUGGUUUUUUGCUACAACGGAAUGAUAGUAAUAGUCAUGGUUGUGUUAUAGGUGAUCCAAAGCAACACUGCACGUCGUUUCAUAAAUGCUCAUUUGCAAGCAGUAGUUCACCAACAUCACCAAGCACGAAUAAUUCUUUACUUUUUUCCUUCCCAAACACUCAGUCAUGUUUGUUAAAUAAUGCAAGCAUGUCACUGCAACAGCAACAGCAAGAAGUAAAACAAGGGGAAGAAAGAAAAAAAGAAGAAGAUGAUGAUACUGAUGAUAAUAUUUUAUUCAGUAAAAAUAAUAUUUUACGAAAAUUGCCAAAAUAUUCAAUUAUUGAAGAAAUAAAUCGUCUAACUGCAGAUAUUGCCGCUGCACAUCCAGAUAUGAUACAUUUUCAACAAGUCAUCAAUACAUGGGUUUAG